Phytophthora sojae is the source of this 456-nucleotide messenger RNA. RefSeq lists its product as hypothetical. The record is from RefSeq and is a predicted model, not a curated record. Bases 1 to 456 code for a protein of 151 amino acids. The transcript is spliced from 2 exons. Lineage: Eukaryota; Oomycota; Peronosporomycetes; Peronosporales; Peronosporaceae.
AUGAGCAGCCACCAAUACAGCAGCAACGACGGCAAGAAGCUGAUGUCGCACGUCAAGCGCGCGCAUCGUGUCGGCAGCUUGUGCGUGACGAGCAGGAAGGGGCAGGAGCAGCGAAGACUAGUGGGCUUCACGGUGGUCAAGAAGCCGUCGGCGGUGACGAACACGGGCAAGGAGGACACGCACAAGAAUUACGUGCACACCAGCAGCGAGACGAAGGUGAUCAAGAUGGAGAUGCGGGCCGAAGCGGUGGUGAUGGCGACCGAGCAGCCGUGGAGAUGCUACGAGGCAGAGGUCGGCCUCGGCGUUCCGUACCCAUGCCCGAGUUGUUGCAAAUGCCCACCGCAGGGUACAUCGUGGAGGUUGCGCGACGACGAGUGGCUGUCGGCAGCGGAGUUCGAGGAGUUGCUCGACGCCCGCAAGAUCGAGGACGAUCUUGGAGCCGCAGAUGGCGUGUAG